CACAAACUUUUUUACACUCUCUCUUCCCUUCUCUUCUUUCUACUCACGUUCAUCGUUCAUCAUAACCAUAACCAUAUAGACAAUGGGUCGCGUUCGUACAAAGACUGUCAAGAGAGCCUCCAAGGUUCUGAUCGAGAAGUACUACCCUCGCUUGACGUUGGAUUUCCAGACCAACAAGAAGAUUGCCUCUGAGGUGGCCAUCAUCCCCUCAAAGCGUCUCCGCAAUAAGAUUGCUGGUUUCACUACCCACUUGAUGAAGCGUAUCCAGCGUGGUCCUGUCCGUGGUAUCUCCUUCAAGCUUCAGGAGGAAGAAAGAGAACGUAAGGAUAAUUACAUCCCCGAGUUCUCGGCCUUGGAUACCUCUGCUAUCGAGAUCGAUACCGAGACCCAGAACUUGCUCAAGUCCUUGAACUUUGAAGAAUUAGCUGGUGUCACUGCCGUUGAAAUCAAACAGGCCCCCGUCGAGACUCGCAAGCCCCGUGGACCCCGUCCAGAUCGUACUUGAAGAAAGAAAAAAAAGAAUAAAAGACCUUUUUAGGAACAAGA
Molecule: messenger RNA, 546 nt
Organism: Lobosporangium transversale
Lineage: Eukaryota; Fungi; Mortierellomycota; Mortierellomycetes; Mortierellales; Mortierellaceae
Product: ribosomal protein S17e
Exons: 2
Coding region: 83-505 (140 amino acids)
Biological process (GO): translation
Cellular component (GO): ribosome
Molecular function (GO): structural constituent of ribosome
Source: RefSeq, a predicted model, not a curated record